CCUCUACUUUCGCUCUUGACAAUUCACCCCGCUUCCAUUCAGAGCCCUACCUCCAGGCUCACCGCAUCAAAGCAGCAAGCAAGCCAACCGCAAGCAUGAGCCAGUCAUACUCCUCCAGCCAACGGGUGUCUUCCUACCGCCGCACCUUCGGAGGUGCAUCUCCAUCCUUUUCCAGAACCUCCUUUGGAUCGAAAGGAGGUUCCGGCAGCUCCCUCAACUCCAGAGUCUACCAGGUGUCUCGUUCCUCAGCAGUCCCAAGUCUCUCCAGUUUCAAGUCCACAAGGCUCGCCCCAACAAGAGCAAGUUACGAUGUCCUGGACUUCAACCUGGCAGAUGCGAUGAACCAGGAGUUCCUUCAAACCCGAACCAACGAGAAGGUUGAGCUGCAGGAACUGAACGACAGGUUCGCCAAUUACAUUGACAAGGUGCGAUACCUGGAGCAGCAGAAUGCCAUCCUGGUGGCCGAAGUCAACCGACUCAAGGGCAAGGAGCCAACCAGAAUCAGCGAGCUGUACGAGGAGCAGAUGAGGGAGCUGAGGCACGAGGUGGAUAUCAUUACCAAUCAGAGGUCACGGGUGGAGGUGGAAAGGGACAACCUGGCAGAUGACCUGCAGAAGCUAAAACAGAAGCUGCAGGAAGAGAUCCAGCUUAAGGAAGAUGCCGAGAAUAACCUGUCCGCCUUCAGAUCUGAUGUUGAUGCUGCCACCCUGGCCAGGAUUGAUCUGGAGAGGAGGAUCGAAUCUCUGCAGGAAGAGAUUGCAUUCCUUAAGAAGAUUCAUGAUGAGGAAAUUCGGGAACUGCAGGCACAGCUGCAGGAACAACAUGUACAGGUAGAAAUGGACAUAUCCAGACCAGACUUGACCGCAGCCCUCAGAGACAUCCGGGCACAGUAUGAGACCAUUGCCGCCAAGAAUGUUUCAGAAGCUGAGGAAUGGUACAAGUCCAAGGUGUCUGACCUCAACCAGGCUCAACAGAAGAACAACGAUUCUCUUCGUCAGUCCAAACAGGAGCUGAUGGAAUAUCGUCACCAAAUCCAAUCCUACACCUGUGAGGUUGAUGCCCUCAAGGGAACUAAUGAUUCCCUGAUGCGCCAGAUGCGAGACCUGGAGGAAAGAUUCGCUGGAGAGGCAGCUGGAUACCAAGAUACCAUUGGCCGGCUAGAAGAAGAUAUCCGUAACCUGAAAGAUGACAUGGCAAGACACCUCCGCGAGUAUCAGGAUCUGUUGAAUGUUAAGAUGGCACUGGAUAUUGAGAUUGCCACAUACCGGAAACUGCUGGAAGGAGAGGAGAGCAGGAUCACUCUUCCCAUCCAGACAUAUUCAGCACUGAGCUACAGAGAGACCAGCCCAGAGCAGAGAUCUUCAGAAGUUCACACCAAGAAAACAGUCAUGAUCAAAACUAUUGAGACCCGAGAUGGAGAGAACUGAGCACCUUACUCUUCCUCUGGAGCACUGGUUGUCAGUGAGGCUUCCCAGCAGCAUCAAGAGGUCCUGUGAAUGGACACAUGAAGAUGGAUGCCCCACGGGAAUGACCACAGUGCACAGCCUGAGCGUAUCCCUGCUGGACCUAGGCCAUCUCAUGCUGUAUCCUCACCACACAUCUCCACUACACUUGUCACCACUUCUCCCCCGAACCAUGGACUGCUGGAGGCCCCCGUUAGAAUAACUAAUGUCUUUUUGGAGGUUUCUCAUCAUUGCAAGAGAAAUAAAGAAACCAACACUCUCACAAACAUUGGUACUCCCAUUAAUUCCUAGGGAAGACGAUGAUCCUGUAGGCCUGAGCUAGUUCCAGUGAUGGGCCCCACUGCACCUGCCCCUCACCCAUUUCUUUGUGGGAGCACAUUUACCCUGCAUCUGCUGUCAUUUCUAAAUGCUUUCCUGCCAUUAUGGCUUCUUAUCCCAUGUAGAGCAUUGACUGAAUGACAGCAAAUAGCUCAUUGGGUACAAUCACUAUGAGGCCAAGGACACCAUUGUCCUGCGACAUUAGGGGCUCUGCCCGUAUUUCACGGUCAGUCUAAUGAGCUUGAAAUUCUAUAAGCAAAACCCAAUUCAGUUCAUAUUUUGUCAUUUUCGCUCCAUACCAACCAUUUUAGGGGUUUUCAAUGGAUCCAUCCAAUCUAUCUCUAUUGUACCCCCUUUUAAAGAGGUUGGCCCAUCUCACACAUUGGUGGCAUAUCCCAGCGAUAUCUCUCGGACCUGCAACUAUCUCUAGGACAGAGAAUAGAACGAGGGCACUCCACGCGAGCGCAACCUCCCUCCAUUCACUUCUAUGGGUGUGCCGAAAAUAGUCGAGCACCUGGUUGGCAAUUUCUGUAACUCCUAUAGAGGUGUAUGGAGGGUGGCUGCGCUUGCACAGUGCGCUCUCCAUUCACUUCUAUGGGAGUUCCAGAAAUAGUCGAAUGCCAUAGAGGUAAAUGGAGAGCACGACACGCAUGCGCGGUCAGCUCUCCUUCAUUUUGGGGACCCUGUUCUAGACCUACGCGAGGCCACCAAUGUGUGAGAUGGGCCAACCCCUUUAAAGGGGUUAUCCAAGACUAUUAAAUGCCCCCCAUAUGCUCAAGCCCCUCACACUGAAUAUA
Bufo bufo (common toad) is the source of this 2578-nucleotide messenger RNA. RefSeq names its product desmin (gene DES). The transcript is spliced from 10 exons. The record is from RefSeq and is a predicted model, not a curated record. NCBI's taxonomy places the organism in Eukaryota, Metazoa, Chordata, Amphibia, Anura, Bufonidae. Gene Ontology annotation, biological process: skeletal muscle organ development. Bases 96 to 1427 code for a protein of 443 amino acids. Gene Ontology annotation, cellular component: cell-cell junction; sarcolemma; intermediate filament.